CAUUUUUCCUCGUGGAAUUUCGCGCGUCUGCGGUCAAUCUCCUGAAUAAUUCCUUUCAUUUCCCCCUCAUAAUAUACACAAAUUCAAGGCGUUCUCCAGGCGAAUUGAACGUCCUUUUAAUUUAUUUCCUCAAUGAGGAGGCUGGUACUGGAGAUUUGGCGUGCGGGCGUGUAGCGUCACGGGCGGUGUGUCAUUCCACACAGAUCGCAUGUUCAUCACGAAGCCGCUGGAUUCAGAGCUCCGCUAUCUGCAAGACGUGGCAGAUCACAUCCUUCCAAGACCUUUUUAAACGAUGCAAAUGUAACCGCUUUUGUCUGGUGUAACGGAAAGUGUACUGGAAGCAGGAUGUCCUUCUACGCCGUCAUUAUACCGGUCCUCUAUAUUAUUUUCUCGGCUUGGCAGGUGAGUGCAAAUGAGGACUGCUUGUGGUAUGUGGACAAAAAUGGCACCUGGCACAAUGGUUUUGACUGCCCACUCAUAACCUUCUGUUGUGGGAACUGUCACCGCCGUUACUGCUGCCUGGAUGGCUUCAAGAUGAUCACCGAGGCGGGACAGAAGCGCUGCAUGCUGUUCCAUCUCAGCCCUUCCACUAUAGCUGGCAUUGCUUCAUCGAUCCUGCUUUUUGUGGCUGCUAUAGCAACUAUGGUCUGUUGCUUCAUGUGUUCCUGUUGUUACCUGUACCAGCGCCGCCAGCAACGUGGCAGAACUCCUUAUGAAGCCCAGCAUAUUCCAAUGGCCAGCUAUCCUGUGGAGCACAUGUACGAUGCCUCUGGUAAACCUAUCGGACAUCCCGAUUAUCCUGGAUAUCCAAUGGUGCCGCAGUAUCCAGGUGUCCCCCACCAAUAUCCUAUGAUGCCCCAGGGUCCUUAUCCUCCAAACCCUCCUGACGCAGGAUACAGUCAAGCAGCUCCUCCGCCGUAUUCCCCUCCCCAGUACCCAGGGCAUUGAAAGAGCUGAAGUCCCUCAUCAGCGAGGAGAAGUUAACCCAUACAAUGGGUGUUGAAGAGGGCCCAUGCUUGUGUGGAAUCCCUUGUAUGAGAAGCCGUUUUAAAAAAAAUGAUUUAUGUUAUUUAUUUCUUGAUUAAUUUGUGGAGUGAAGCAUGAACUGACCUCAGAAUCGCCUCACGCGUCGGAGUGUUUUCUUGUUUGAUGUACAGCUUUCAUGUGUCACUAAUCAGCGAGACUCCUCCCACUUUAAUCCAGCAACUCACAGACUCAAAAGACUGCUUUAAAUGUGCCAUUAUGUUAUGUCAGACUCUCCGAAAUGGACUGUCCUGCCGUAGAGACUGGCUGCCAGUUCUGAGUCAUCCAGGAUGUCGUUAUCUGUUCAACCAAAUAAGAAAAAGCUUGUGUCAUUUGCACUUUAUUCUGCAAUAGACAUGCUUAGCUGUCUCUCCCGGCUUGUUUGUUCAAAAAGUAUUUAUUUGACUGCUAAUUCGAGCAUGUCAUGUGCAUCAUUAACAUCAAAUCAUGCUGUACGCUUUUCACGUCUUCUAGACAGCUAACAUGCGGACAUGAGACGUAGGUGUCUUAUAGACAAUUAACAUGCAGUAUGUAAAUAAGAGAGAACUUACAUUAGGAAAGAACUUCAUGUUUCAUAGCAUCCAACCAAAUCUCAUUCUGUGCAUUUGCAGAUCGUCAUCUGUGUGGAUCUGACUUGAAGUUGAGCUGUAAUGUUAACGCCCUUUAGAUUUGCAUGUCUUUAAUUGUAUCUCAUGCUACCUAGGCCAGUUGUCAAAGGAAUCACAGAAAUGUUUGCAUUCGGUUAGCUGUCCGUCUGUGCGUUUUUUAUUUGUUUCAAAAAGCUUUUUGAUCUGUAAAACAUUUCACAGUCAUUUAUGUUGUUUUGUUACAUCUUCACAGUGAGAUACGUUUAAACAAAUUCCCUUCAGAAUUGAAAAAUAUAAGCUCCAAAUUGUGAGAUAAAAAGUUGCAAUAGUGCGGUCAUAUUUACCAUUGUUCAGCAAAUUUUCGAAUUUUGCAUGCCGAUUUCACAUUGGGUCCAGCUGGUCGUGCAAAUUCGCACUGUUGACCAAUGGAAAGCUUUGAAUGUGACUUGCGUCACUACACUAUUGACAACAGACAACAGAGCUUUUUGUCUGCAAUAUUUUGUCUAAAUUGUGACCGCACAUUAAGGUGGGACUUCCACUGCCGCCGUAUUGAGAAUUUUUCUCAUUCGUGUAAGUACAAGUAAACCGUCCUUAAUUAAUAAGUUCAUCAUAAACUACACUUUCAAAUGAUAAAUUAGAUUAUAAAUUAAAAGAAUGAGACAUUCUCAUUAAAAUGAGCAUUGGCUUAAAAUAAUUCAUUAGGUACAUUAGGUGUGAUUUUUUUUUUUUUUUUUAAUUUUUGAUGAUUUCUGCUACCUCCUCAUCUCACAUUUGUAAGAUUAGUUGUGAUGCUUUGUCCACUGUUUAAAUAACUUGUUAGUUAUUUAAAUUAAUGUAUAGUUAACAGUGUUGGUUUUUGCUAUAUACAGCAUAUGCUACUGUAUUUGUCACUUUGGAAUGUGAAGUACAAAUAAGAAAAGGAUCUAUAAAGAGGAAUUUUUACAAUGUGAAGUAUUAACAGGUAUUUUCAACUUGGGGAAGAAAGGCAAUUAAUACGCUACUAGUGUUUGAACUUGCACUAAUCAUCGCAUAAGAGAGGUCUAAUUGAACAGACUGGACAAGGAGUAUUGCAUAAUUCUCUUUUUACAAUAAAAACAGAAUUGACUUUG
Messenger RNA from Labeo rohita (rohu), 2719 nucleotides. It is a transcript of the gene shisa4, whose product is annotated as shisa family member 4. The record is from RefSeq and is a predicted model, not a curated record. Bases 346 to 948 code for a protein of 200 amino acids. Lineage: Eukaryota; Metazoa; Chordata; Actinopteri; Cypriniformes; Cyprinidae. The transcript is spliced from 5 exons.